Molecule: messenger RNA, 168 nt
Organism: Phytophthora sojae
Lineage: Eukaryota; Oomycota; Peronosporomycetes; Peronosporales; Peronosporaceae
Exons: 2
Source: RefSeq, a predicted model, not a curated record
AUGGCUGAGAGCCAAGACAAGCAAAAGGAACAUGCAGAUACCAGGGGCAGAGGCAAUGUUAAAAUGUCAGCCGUCUUCAAGACGAAGUUGUGCCCGCGCUUCAUCGGACCUUUCAAGGUUGUGGCCAGGAAGGGCCUUGCGUACACGCUCAAUCUUCCGAAGAAUAUC